Messenger RNA from Myzus persicae (green peach aphid), 2323 nucleotides. RefSeq lists its product as uncharacterized. The record is from RefSeq and is a predicted model, not a curated record. The transcript has 8 exons. Bases 1 to 2124 code for a protein of 707 amino acids. Lineage: Eukaryota; Metazoa; Arthropoda; Insecta; Hemiptera; Aphididae.
AUGGCUUCUGUUAUCAGCGUUACAGCCAACGAAGUGAUAAGUGUUAAUAAUGAACAUGGUGAUAAUAAAAUCAAUCCAAUGGCUCUCAAAAUGAAAGAGAACUAUCAAACAAAUGUAUCAACCGUAGAAAAACCAACUUUGGCUAUUGAACCAAUCACAACUAAUUAUACACUAGAAAAUAAUCAAGAACAAUUACAUACAGAUCGCGAAGAUAUAUAUAGCAUAAAGGGUAGAUUUGCUUGGAAAUCAAUUGAAAAAUACCAGGUACCAUACAUCACACGCGUAAUUAAUUGUGUUGAGUUAAACUUUGUAUCGGUACGGAUGGCUGAAACUCAACUACUUAGCAACUCUUUAUUUUAUUUACAUUCCGAUAUUUAUACAUGCAAAUCAAUAAGAAGUCAUUUUAUCACCGAUAAUGAAGCAAAAUUAUUAAAUGAAAUCAACUAUCAUACUAAUUUUGCCUUCGGGAAGAAAAUGUUCCUAGCAAAAAAAGAAUGCAUAGUUCUCUUAGAAGAUGUUCAUGAGUUGUAUACAUUCAUUGAAGUGUGUCUUAAAACAUUACUACUCAAUAUUCAUACAGGUCGCAAAGAAAACUGUGGUUUUGUACGUAUUAACUCUGAGUCUGUUGUACCAUAUUGUAUUAAAAAUAGCCAAAAAUACGUUCCACUAUUCUGCUUUGAAGGCGAAACAGAACAACUACAACAUCUAGCUAUACAGUUAGAAAAUUGGAACUUGGCCUAUCUCAAAUUCUGUUGUAAAGUCCAGGGUAUAAGUAAUGAGUAUUUUUUUGAUGAAUCUUGGACAGUGAUCAGUCUUGAUGAUGUCAAGAAUUGUUAUUCAACAGAAACACAUUUUGAGGAAUAUUGGCCACCUCAGGGGGUUAUAAUACAGCUGUUAAUGAAUCAGAAAUCUAUACCUGUCAAUACAUCAGGUGCCUGGGCUAGGCCACCCUCUGAAGUGGUAGUUGCUAAGAAUACAAUUCCACACACUUUGACGGCAUCAGCAAAAGAAAUUCCACAGAGUAUGCCAGUAACGAUGGCCACCUAUCAAAAUGAAUGGCCAGCAAACCAGAUGGUUCAUUCAAUUAGUUCUCAGGCUCAGUCGCCAUCUACAACAGCAAGAACUCUUGAAAACUCUAUUGCGAUCAGAACUCAAAGUCUAGAUGCUCAGUGCUAUAAUGCGGGUUCAACAGUAUCACAGAACAGCAGUUUGAUAAACGGGGUGGGUCAUGAUGGACCACCAUCAACACUAAUCCGUGCCUGCGAUACGGCACCAACAGUUAGUCAUUCUGUCUCACACUCAAAUGCUACACCUUCCAGUCAAUGGAUAACAACUAUGACCAAUAGCGAUAUGAUAUCAGACUCAAAUCAAAAGCGAAAUUCAUACAAUCAAUGUGCUAUUAACAAUAGUCAAGCCCAGCCACAACUGAUACAACAGCAGCAUCGACAACAAAUAAUUACUACUCUACAAACUCAGUCGUCAUAUAGUAGCCAAUCUGUACAUGGUCGUCUAACCGACGGUCAACCGCCUAAUGCAUUGAGGAAUGCAAGGUCUAUCGUAACAACUGUAGCCACUGAAGUUGACAUACCUUUACCACCAUCCAGCUCUGUUCAUCCGAAGAAGAGACAUAGAGAACAAGAGACUACUUCUAUUAGCCCUAGUGUUGGAUGGGAAUUGACAAAUAUACCUGAACGGAUAUGGGGAAAUGACACGAAUAUCAGUGCUUACCAGAUCCAAAAAACAACACUUCAAGGAAAACCGAUCAACUGCAUAAAUGCCAAUCCAUACAUUUACUCAGAUUUAUUAAUUACAUUAGAGCACUUAGUCCAAAUUGUGUUACCUUCGUGGACUGUCGAGAGAUGCGCUUACGUCUUUCAAAAAUACUUAAAAAUUACACUUUUCCGUGGAAAUUCUGAACAAUUGGGCGUAUUGUGGAAGAAGGGACUCCUCAGUUUGAUUAACCCAGAAGACACUCCGAUGGCCAUGCUGCAAGAUAUCAAAUAUUGGCUUAACACUGGUGCUACAAUGUUGCAGAUGUCGCACCAGCAUCAAUCACCAAACUCGCUGAUGCAAAAUGCCUCCCAGAGCUGUAGUAACAGACCCCCGCCCCCGCCCUACAUGUAAGAACUACUAUCAUAAAUAAGUAUCUUAAGUAUUCUGAAUGUUGUCUCCACACACCUCAUCAAUUUGCAUUGUUUCUUGCUCUCAUUAUUUACGUUUCAUUUUAUCAUUGUUUGGAAUAUAUUUACUGGUAUUUUAUUAUUAGGUAUUUAUUAUUAUUUACUGAUUUCCUGUCCAAUUGACAUUAUGUCUUAGCUCAAUC